AUGCAGAAACAGCAGCAGCCGGCAGCACUGCCGCCGGACCCGGCGCUGCUGCAGGCGCAUGCCGAAGCACGCGCCGCGUUGACGCCGCUCUUUGAGACGAUCCAGCAGGAGCAGGCGCGGCGGCAGCGGCGCUGGAACGAUGAGCGCCCGAUGCUCGAGUCGUACAUAGCGGCCCUGUCCAGCACCCGCGAGAUCAUCACUGCCGAGCAGAAGCGCCUGGUCAAACAGAUCUCGGAAGCCUCAGAGGCGCUCGCGCGGAAGGCCGCCGCGAUCUCCGCCUCCGCGUCUGCCGCCGCCGCGGCCGCGUCCCCCGCCGCCCUGGGUGCGCCGCCCGCGGCCCCCGGGGCGGCGCUGGGCGCGAAGGACAGCCUGGGCCUGGCGGCACAGCUGGCAGAGCUGCAGACGAAAAUGCGGGAGCUGGACUCGGAGGUCGAGGCUGUGCGGCCGCUGCUGGCGGCGGGGGCGGGCGGCAGGGCGGACGAGCGGGUGCUCCAUGAGACCAAGCUCGUGGUACUGCAGGACACCAGGCGGCUUCUGCAGGAGGAGGCGGCGAACCUGCACGCAGAGCUGCAGCGGCGCGACGCGGCGGCGCGCUACUGCGCGGAGAGCGCGCGCGCCGAGGACCUGGUGUCGACCAGCGACCUGGGGCGGCUGCAGGAGCAGCUGGCGGCGACGGAGGCGAAGCUGGACCGUGCCAAGCAGGUCUGGGGGGCGGCGGGGCUGUUCUACUUCCCCGAAACCGAGGGCUUCCGCUUCCGGGGCGGCGGCGGGGGCGUAUUCUUUGCGGCUAAGGACCUGCACGUGGCAGAGAUCAGCGCGGCCGUCAGCGUCAGCCUCACCAAGGCGGCCGGUGCGCGCGGCGGCGCGCCGGUGGCGAGGCUUUGCAUCAGCCUGAGCGGCGCGUCCGGCGGGGAGCAGGCGAGGCAGCCGCCCGGCGCCACCCGCGCCUCCGUCGGCGCCGCUGUUUCAGCGGCUGAGGCCGCGCGCGCCGCCGCGGCGGAGCGCGCCGACGCGGCGCAGCGGGACGCCUUCCGCGCGGCCCGGCAGGCGUCCAACGCGUCGUCAGCAUCCGGGUUGUCUGCCGCGGCCGCGCCCUCUGGCAGCUCUCCUGCGUCCGGCGCGGCAGCGCUUCGGGGCGGCGGCGGUGGCGGCGGUUGGCAUGAUGACCUGUCGGGCAUCAACGGCGGCGGCAAGGGGCGAGGGGUGGCGAAGUUCCUGGACAAUCUGUCUACGAGGACGGAGCAGCUGAAGGGGCGGAUUUCGGCCGCUGCGGCGGCGGGCGGCGCCCAUGGGGACGCUGCGGCGCUGGGUCACGAGGUGGCGGAACACAUGCGCAGCGGCCUCAACAAGGUGGCAACCGCUUUCAAAGAGAAGGCGCGCGCGCUGCCCACGGGAGACGACGGCCCGGGCGGCUGGGCGGGAGGCGGCGACAGCGGCAGCGGCAGCAGCGCGAACGGCACGGCGCGCACCGGGAGCGGCGGCGGCGGCGGCCUGGGCGUGGGUGGCGCACCAGGCGCGGGAGCCGCUGGGGCCGGUGGCGGCGGGGGCUUGCCCGUGGCGUGGCGGCCGCCGCAGGGCGCUGCAGGCCAGCCGCACGGCCAUUCGCCGGAGCGGCAUCAGGGUGACACCUCGGCGGCCGAGAUCAAGCAGAGGCUCAGCAGCGGCGUGGAGAGCGCAAAGGCCAGGUUUGGGGGCCUGGGGCGCAACCUGCGGGACCGCCUGGAUAAGAUCGAUGCCAAGGUCGCAGACUCCAAGGCGCUCGCGGAGGCCAAGAGCCGCCUGUCUGGCGGCGCCGCCAACUUCAAGCGCCACCUCAACGCCGCCGUCGACCGCCUGAGCUCGGACAGCGGCCCCGCCUCACCGGGCUGGGGGGUGCCGGCCCAGGGGCCGCUGGCGGCCGGCCUGGCCGCGUCCCCUCCAGUGCACCCGCGGCCGGGCGCGCCUGCACACGCUGCGCCGGCGGUCGCAGGCGGGCUGUCGACGCCGGCGUCGCCGGCCGGGCCGCCUCACGCGGGGGCGCUUACCCAGCAGCUGCAUCCUGGCGGCGCCCUGCCAGCCGCGGACGGCAGUGAAUCGGGCCACCCUGAUACAACCAGGUCUGGAUUGCAGCCGGGGAUUGGGCGGCAGCCGCAGAGCCAGCUGAUUCAGGAGGGGGACACCAGUUCUUUGACCCCUGGUGGGGAGGAGGAGCAGCGGCGGGAGGUGCUCUUGCGGCAUGCUGCUGGACGGCAGCAGCAGGAGCAGGAAGACGAGGAGAGGGGAUACCAGCAGCAGCAGCAGCAGCAGCAGCAGGACGGGCGGGACGAGCAGGAGGAGGAGGAGGAGCAGACACAGGACAGUGAGCAGCCCAGCGAGCCUGGCGCCGCCUUCACGUACACAGACGGGGCCUCGGAUGUUGCAUCCCCUCACGCCCCUGCUCGGGGCGCGGCGAUCGGCCCCCACGGCGCAGCCACAUCAGUGGGCAACGCCUCAGGCGCCAGCGCUGGCGGCAGCCUCUUCUCCGCCGAUGUAAGCCUCGCGGCCGCCGGCGCGGCUGCUGGGGGCGCCGCGGCGGGCCCGGGGCCCCCUGCCGGCGGCAGCGGCGUGCUUGGGCACGACGGCGGUCCGCGGGGCCCCGCGCGCCGGGGGCUGUACGUGACACUCCUGGGGGAGUCUGUCGAGGUCCUGGGGGAGAAGGGCACCAAGGUCCCGAACAUCUCCAUGCGCGAGAUAGCCCUGGAGGUGGAGGCGGUGUUCAGCGCAACUUUUGAGUACGACGCACUCCUGGGCUGGCAGGCCCCGGAGCGGCUGUCCUUUGAGGUGCUGAGCCUGGAGCGCCGCGUGGAGGGCUCCAACCUGCCGCUGCCCAAGACCCUCAUAAAGAGCCUACUCAACAUGGCCCUGCCCCCGGUGUUCACGCGCCUGCUCCUCAGCAGCCUGCCCCACGAGCUGGGGAAGUACGUUGUGGACAGCGGGGAGGGCGUCGGCCUCACAGGGGAGAUACGCAUAGCAGCCUGGCAGCCCGCCGUCGCCGCCGCCGCCGCUGCCCUCUCGUCCGCCGCCUCCCCCGGCCCCCCCCCGCCGCAGCCGGCCCAGCCGCCGGACUUUUCGGCCCUCAUGCAGGGCGCCGUCGCGGCGCUCGCGCGCAAGCCGGUGCGGGUGUCUUUUGAGGUGUCCAAGGUUGAGGUGGGGGUGGAGGCCGGCGCGGCGCUGUCGGCGCUAAGGGACUACUUUGAGCGGCUGGCACGGGAGUUUGCAAAGAACGCCAAAGGGGAGGACGCGCGCCUGCUGCUGCAGCGCCCUCUGGCCGCGCAGCUCGAGGGCCUCGACCUGUGGCACACCGGCCUGCAGGCGUCGCUGCGCAAGUUUGCGUCGCGCUUCGCGAGCGCGGGGUGCGCGAUGGCGGCGGGCGCAGACCGGCGGCAGUUCAGGGUGGCGGUGGAGGGGCUGCAUUACGAGGGGCCGGUCAGGCUGGAGGUGCCGUUUGACGCGCUGAUGUCACCAGAUCACGCGUUCCUCUUCAGCAUCAAGCUGCCCGACCCCCAGCACGCCGCCACCAACCUCGGCGCGCGCAUACGAUAUGUGAUGGAUCAGCUGUCGGCGGCCGCGUUUGGGCUCGGCGCAACGGGGCAGGCCGCCGGUGACGAGGGCAGCCAGGAUGACCCGAGGCUGUCUGAUCUGCUGCUAAGGGAUGACCUGCCCCCGGAGCUGCAGCAGGGCCUCCACAAAUGGAACAGCACGGGCAGCAGGGCAGCCUCCGCAGAGGGCGCCACAAGCAGCGGCAACGGCGGCGGCGACGGCGGCGGCGGCGGCAGCCCGGUGCGCCGCGUCGCGCUGAUGCGCUCCGCGGGCGGGUCGGGGUCGGGGCCGCUGCCUCCUCAUGGGUCCCCUCCGCGGCCCCAGCAGCUGCAGCACAAAGGGCACGGCAGCAGCGGCCUGGGGCGCAGCGUGAGCGUGGGCAGCAGCGACGCGGCGGCGGCGCGGGCUGCGGCGACGCCCGCGCAGCCGCUGCUUACGACGCCGACAGUCGGGCACGUUGCGCUGAGGCGGCUGUCGGUGGGGCUGAAACUGGAUGAGAAGCGAGUGGCAGAGCUGCUGCGGGGCAAUGUGCAGGCGGGCGACUCGGCCGUCGUGGGCGCCCUGCUGGGCUGCUUCGGGGAUCUGUUCAGAGCGGAGUUUGCCCCCAGAUGGCCGAGCGACGCCGAGCUUGCGGCCGCCGCUUCCGCCGCCGCGUCGCAGCAACAGCCAGCGCCGCCGCCGCCGCCGGUCCGCGGCGCCGUCACCGUCGCGAGCAACGACGUCACGCGCGCGCGGCUCGACCUGGAGUGCGCCGCGCUCGAGUCCGCGCUCGCGCCGCGCGCGGCGACGCGGCUGCUGCACGCGUUCUGCGUCGCGGUUGCUCACAAGUUCUGGGGCUCCACAGGAAAGCGGCUGGCGAAGCUGGAGGCGCUGUUCUUCCAUUUGGAGCAGUACCUUGGAAAAGACGCUUUGGAUCUUUCGGUCUCCUUAUCUGCGCGCGCCGAAGCCGCGGAGGGGGACAAGCUGAAGCUGCAAGUGUCGGGCCUGCCCAGCGGCGGCGGCGGCGACGGCAGCAGGGGGCGGGAAGAGAAGGCGUCGGGCGGCGGAGGGGCGACGGCAGCGGCGGCGGCGGCGGUGCGCCUGGUCAACGACGUUGACCUGAUGACUGUGCUGGACACUGUGCAGCUGCUCGCAUCUGCCGGCUGA
Messenger RNA from Monoraphidium neglectum, 4704 nucleotides. RefSeq lists its product as hypothetical. Bases 1 to 4704 code for a protein of 1567 amino acids. The record is from RefSeq and is a predicted model, not a curated record. NCBI's taxonomy places the organism in Eukaryota, Viridiplantae, Chlorophyta, Chlorophyceae, Sphaeropleales, Selenastraceae. The transcript has 16 exons.